Monodelphis domestica (gray short-tailed opossum) is the source of this 2382-nucleotide messenger RNA. RefSeq names its product ret finger protein-like 4B. The record is from RefSeq and is a predicted model, not a curated record. NCBI's taxonomy places the organism in Eukaryota, Metazoa, Chordata, Mammalia, Didelphimorphia, Didelphidae. Gene Ontology annotation, molecular function: protein binding.
UCAAGGCAACUGAAUGUAUGCAGGAGCCUGCCUGGGAGGCACCGAGAGUCAUGGCUUCAUACCUCAUUUCAAAUCUUUACGAAGGGCUGAAGUGCCCCAUCUGCCUAGAUUUCUUCACCUGUACCACAUCAAUAGAAUGUGGUCACACUUUCUGCACAGGAUGUCUCUACGAAUUGAUUAUGAAGACUUCAAAGUCCAAAUUUUCAUGCCCUAAGUGCCUUAAGAAGUGCAGGAAGACUUUCCGGCCUAAUCAACCACUGGAGGCAGUGGCUCAGUCCUUCAGAUUGCUCAGACUUCACAUGGGGAGGAACUUACAGUUGAGACAUGUGAUCAAGAGAAAAUUUCAAGAGGAAAUCUGUCUGGAUCCUGAAACUGCCCAUCCUGGAAUCAUCUUGUCCGAAGAUAUGAAAACAAUGAAAGGAAGUGAGUCAUGGAAGAAGUUGCAUUGUGCUAUGGAGAUGCCCACUCAAUGUGGCACUGUUCUAGCAACUCAGAGCUUUACAUCUGGAAGACAUUAUUGGGAGGUGACAGUAGGGAAAAGUUCUGCGUGGGAUGUUGGUCUUUGCAAGACCUCUAUAAGUAAAACUGGACAGGUUUCACCAUGUCCUUCCACUGGAUUCUGGCUUUUGAGUCGAAGACAAAAUAAUUAUUUAAUCUGCACCAGACCUAGGACCGUCAUUUCCUUAAAAGAGAAGUUCAACAAAGUGGGGAUCUUUUUGGAUUAUGAGGCAGAAGAAAUAGUGUUUUAUGAUGUAGACAACAGAUGCCAAAUCUAUACAUUCACCGGUUCCUUUUUAGAGCCUCUCUGGCCUAUAUUUUCUAUUGACUUGUAUUCCAAGGAUGAAAAUCUUCUGACUAUUGACCCAAUAUCAGAUGAAGCUGAAGAGGCCCCAGAGCAUGAUCAUGACACUUGCUUGGAGAUUUCCUCCACUGGGGAACCCCAGUCUGUGACUCCCAUGUAAGAUCUUUUUUGCUUCAUUAUGUAUUACUCCAUAUCCCAUGCUUUGGGAGCAGGGAGAAAUUUGUCUUAUUUUGAAAUAUUCAGGCAAUGUACUGCAUAUUAUUAUUAGGGAUAGAUCUGCAUAAAACAUAUUGAUAGUCCACUGAAGACUGAUGAAAUGUGUUCAGUAAACUGUGAUGGAAUCUUAUUUUGGUGUAUAAAAUGUGGAAAUUGACUUAAAAUACAUGAAAAGACACUUGUGAACAAAUUCAGUGAAGUAAACAAUAGAAAAACAAUUGAUAGCAUAACAUCAAUACUGUAAACAUGAACAAUUUUGAAUCAUAAACUGAUUAAAAAUCUCACGAACAAUUUGUAGAAUAGCAGCAACACUAAAAAAGAAACUACUUUGAAAGCUGUAGGAACUAUGAUCAAUAUAGUAUCCUCACAUGUAAAAAUGAAGUGAGAUGCCUGUUAGCUCUAUGCAUCUAUCUCUGCAAAGAGCCAUCCCAGCUUUGAAGAUUCAUCUAUUAUUGAUCCCAUGUUCUUUUUGGGGGGAAGGGUAUUUAUUUAUUUGUUUAUUUUUAAUUUUAUUUAGAAUAUUUUUCUAUGGUUACAAGACUCAUGUUCUUUCUCUCCCCUCCUCCCACCCCCUUCCUGUAUCUGACACAAUUCCACUGAGUUUAAUAUGUGUCAUUGAUCCCAUGUUCUGAAUGGAAUUCUUAGUCCUGAGAUUCCAGAGAUGUGGGUUGCCUUGGUGCUUAAUAUCCCAGUUCUUUAAGUUCAUACCCCCUCUCUCCAUGGAGUGGGGUGGGGCAAGGGAAUGAUUUGUAAUAUUGUUCUUGCUAUCUGAGUUAAUUGCAUUUGUUAAGAACUGAGUCUAUUAUCUGAAUACUAUUGGGAAGUGUGUUUAUGGGAACUCUGAGCAUAGCUCCUCAAGAGUUAUUCUGAGAACCUGGAAAAUCGUACUAAUUAUUCUUCUAGGGACCCUACCUGCCAGUGUGAGCCCAAGAGAGAAUGCUACGCCUAUACUGUUCCUUUGCUUCUAUUUUGUUUUCUCAUCUGUAAAAUAAGAGGAUUGGACUAGGUGGACUCUUUCUUCUACCUCUACAUGGAUGAUUCUUUGAACCCUUACUUCUUUGACUUCUUUUCCUCAUUCUGUGUCUCUUUUUGAUGACUGGUCUCUUUAAUUUGGUAUAUUUGACAUUGUUUUAAGGUGGUUCAGAAGAACCAACCUCAGUUAUGAAAAGUCACUUUGAAAUCUUACUAGAAAUCUGAAAAAAGGGGGGGUCACACUUCAUAUUUAAAGAAAUAAAAAGUUUUAAUUGUAAUAAAAUAAUUUUCCCUUACGGAGCUUUGGUCUUGUUUUAUUUUUGGAGAUUGUAUUGACUGAGCAUAGGCCAUAAGACUUGGACUGGAAGGGACCUUAAUGUCCAACACCCUCA